GCAAUUUCACUAUAACGCGGUUACUUCUAAUGCGGUGCUGUGCAUCCUGUUACGUCUGCAUGAUAGCGUGUAAACUGCAGCGUAACUUAUAGUGCGUCUGCAUGCAUGGAACGGAGCCGCAAUCGGGCAACGUCGUCGAUCUGUCUCGCGCUUGUCUUUGGCUCGCCGUGCACGCCGGGAAGACUUGCGUAGUGGAAAGCCGCCACUUUGCCGAUGUCUGCGAGUCACCGUGGAUGUGUACUUUUCCGCGCCGCCGAAUUUUCCGGUGUCUUCGCAGUUUUUGCUGCGCAGUUUGUUCCGUGCAGCCACGGCGUCAAGCAAGAGAGCGUAAUUCGCUUAAUUCGCGGCCGCUUGAAUUAGUCAUACUGGGAUUGCGUUCAGUACACAGUUAUCGACCUGUAUGGCGACUCGGAACCGAAGAUGACAUUCGAGCAGUGCAACCAUGCGCUCACGGCGAGAUAUCCGAGCUCGGACGGCCGUGGCGGCCGCAUUUCGAUGGAGUGCGGAAUGCAAAAGCGCUUGUGCACCGUGUACCAGAAUAGCUCACACUCAUUUCAAAGGCGUGGAUGUGAACGGGAGUGAGCGAGUGCCGGUGAAAGCGAUAUGGCGAAGAUGGCGGCGCGACGGCGAUCCUGCCUGCCUGUGUCCUCGAGGUCCGCCGGGACGGCGAGGAAGGCGCGGAGCGAAGGACGAAAUAGGUGAACUCGGUCCUCCCGGUCCGCCAGGGCUCCCGGGCAAACCAGGCUUUCCGGGUGCAAUCGGCAUCGGCCCGAAAGGCGAACCCGGUCCAAUGGGACUGCCCGGCGUGGCAGGGCCGAAGGGCGACAAGGGAGACAAAGGCGAAGGCGUAGUCGUGCGAUCCACUAAAGGCAUGAAAAGGUCCGUCACGCGGCUGCACGGUGGCGCACUUGGAUACACGGAAGUUAUAGCCAUGAAAGGAGCGCCGGGUGAACCGGGUCCCCCUGGCCCUCCAGGAUUGCCCGGAUUCGACGGACGAACGGGACCGCCUGGGGAAGUGAGACCUCCGGGCCCGAAGGGCGACAAGGGGGACCACGGCUUCGUCAGCCUGCCUGGAGACCCUGGCGUGGCAGGUCUACCCGGCCCAAAAGAAAACACCGGUGUGAACGGUCGUGAUGGGCUGCGAGGUGGCCGGCUUAUACGGGCAGCGCUCGGCGGAAUUGCGUUAAAGCCUCGUGGGAGGAGCCUCCCUCUUUCCACCCACGCAGGACAGCUGCCUUCGUUGUGGCUCUUGUUUGUUCGGCUGCUUUGUCGGGAAACGUGAAAGGAGCCACCAGAGUAUUUUUGAGGAGAUGCGCCAGCACUUGAUCACUGCUGUGGCCAUGCAUUGUUUCCAGGAUGGUGUUGCUGCUGGGACUCCUGCCGGCGGCGUUGAAAGCGACUGCGUGGAACGCGUACUUGCGGCCGCAGCGCAGGCCACGA
Messenger RNA from Dermacentor andersoni, 1440 nucleotides. The record is from RefSeq and is a predicted model, not a curated record. Lineage: Eukaryota; Metazoa; Arthropoda; Arachnida; Ixodida; Ixodidae.